Molecule: messenger RNA, 1542 nt
Organism: Abrus precatorius (Indian licorice)
Lineage: Eukaryota; Viridiplantae; Streptophyta; Magnoliopsida; Fabales; Fabaceae
Product: alpha/beta hydrolase domain-containing protein 17B-like
Exons: 5
Coding region: 101-1216 (371 amino acids)
Source: RefSeq, a predicted model, not a curated record
ACAUGCAUCUAGAAAAGUAGAAGUAGCAGCGAGAAUUCAGAUGAGAGAAAGAAAAUGUGAAGUAGCUUUGUUGUGAGAAGAGAAUAGAGAGAAAUCAGAGAUGGGUGGUGUUACAUCGUCAAUGGCGGCCAAGCUGGCAUUCUUUCCGCCGAAUCCACCGUCGUACAAGGUGGUGAAGGAGGGAGGGACGGGGAUGUUGAUGUUGGCGGCUUUUCGUCAGCGUGAGAACGUGCAAGUUGUGAAAUUUCGCACUCGGCGUGGAACUGAGGUUGUGGGUGUGUAUGUGGAACACCCCAUGGCUAAGUCCACAAUCCUUUACUCGCAUGGGAAUGCUGCUGAUAUUGGACAGAUGUAUGAGCUGUUCGUGGAGUUGAGUGAGCACUUGUGUGUUAAUCUUUUGGGAUACGAUUACUCUGGUUAUGGACAGUCAUCAGGGAAGCCAAGUGAGAAUAAUACUUAUGCUGACAUUGAAGCUGCUUAUAAGUAUCUUGAAGAGAACUAUGGUACUAAGCAGGAAGACAUUAUCCUUUAUGGUCAAUCUGUUGGAAGUGGGCCUACUUUGGACCUUGCUGUGCGCUUACCCCAACUAAGGGCUGUUGUUCUCCACAGUCCUAUACUAUCUGGGCUGAGAGUCAUGUACCCUGUGAAACGGACUUACUGGUUUGACAUUUACAAGAACAUUGAUAAAAUUCCCAUGGUGAAGUGUCCAGUGCUAGUAAUUCAUGGAACUGAUGAUGAGGUUGUUGAUUGCUCUCAUGGCAAGCAAUUGUGGGAACUUUGUCAACAGAAAUAUGAACCUUUAUGGCUCCAAGGAGGGAACCACUGCAAUCUAGAAAUCUAUCCAGAAUACCUUCAACAUCUCAAAAAAUUUGUAUCAACAAUAGAAAAGUCUCCAUCUCAAGGACUAAACUUUUGGAGAGGCAUAGAUAGAGUUCAAGAAGCCAGAAAAAGCAUUGAUUGUUUUGAAGCACCAAGGAUGAGUACUGAUAUGAGGGACAAACCAAGGAAAAGCACUGAUGGGAAAGAAAUACUGAAAUUUCAAGGGUACAAAUUCAGCAAUGUUGAAACAUUAGAGAAGUCAAGGAUCUCUUUUGACUAUGUGGAGAGAUCUCGAAGAAACACGGAGCACAAUGACAAAUCCAGGAAAAGCGUUGAUGUUCAUUUUGGGAGGGCUAGGAAGAGUCUUGAUUGGUUGGAUAGAACUCGAGCUCGCUGAAGCUCUUGAAGCAUUUGUAUAAUUGGCAAUAAUGGGUUUGGUAUAGGGAGAGAGAUAGUACAAAGAUACAUAGUUACUCACAUUGGGGGGGUUUAACUUAUCAUUUACAGGAUGCUAAUGUCGCUUUCGUAGCUUCAUAGGUUCUUUAUAGAUUUGGAUAUUUUGGGAUUUCAGGUGACUCUAACCUUGUUUUAGUCUUAAGAUAGAAAUGAAGCAAAUAAUUAAAGCCUAGAAGGGUGGCGAUUUAUUAUGACUUGUAAAAGUUAACAUGAUAAAAUCUUCCUUGUUCGUACCCAAACUCUGUUAAUUUCUAAAUUAGAUUUUCU